Molecule: messenger RNA, 2433 nt
Organism: Theobroma cacao (cacao)
Lineage: Eukaryota; Viridiplantae; Streptophyta; Magnoliopsida; Malvales; Malvaceae
Source: RefSeq, a predicted model, not a curated record
AUGAUGGAAUUGAUGAUGAGUUUCAGUAAAGGAAAAAGAGUGAUCGAAGAGCCAACUCUGUCAGAAAACCCACCAGCUCAAGACAGUGGAAACCAAAGGGAUGAUCCACCCUAUCCCCCAAGGUUCACUCCACCACAUGCCCAAACCUCUCAAAGGUUCCACCCUCAAGUGAUGCCAUCCGUUUAUUACAAUGCACCACCUUCGAUGGGCCAUCAACCAACUCAUGGGCAAUUUGGGCUAUAUUCUGGGAUAAAUCCUGCUGAACCAAUACACGUCCCAGAUUUAGACGAUCCAAAAGAACAAGAGAAACUAAGAAAGGACUCGUCACAAACAGGAGAAAAUGAAAAAGACCAAAAAAAGUAUGAUUUGUUGGAAGAGAGACUUCGUGCUAUCGAGGGAGUUGAUAGGUUUGGUACCAUGGACGCAACCGAGCUAUGCUUAGUGCUGGAUGUAUUGAUCCCUGCCAAGUUCAAGGUUUCAGAAUUUGAAAAUAUGAUGGAACAAAAUGUCCCAUGGCACAUAUUACCAUGGCAUGAAGUUGUCAGCUCAAAGAAAGGGAAUACGCCCAAGAAAAAAGAAAGGGAUGUACAAGCAGUCGCUCACGAUAACCAACAAGCCCACAACUUUAACCCAUAUUACCCGUACCCCCCAUACCAACCCUUCUAUCCAAACAUAGGCAACAUCACACAAAACCCAUAUGUGUACCAACCUACCCCGCAACCAACAUUUCAGACCAAUGUUCUUCCACAAACUCCACCACCAAGACCGAUAGCUUCAACCAAUAAUCCUGGUCAUGGUCAAAGAGGACCUAAAACUACCCUAGAAAAACCAAAGUUUGAUCCUAUUCCAGUCCCUUACACUACAUUGUUGCCACAACUCAUAGAAAAUCGACUCCUUGCUCGAACCCCUUUAGAACCACUUCGACCACCUUUUCCGAAAUGGUAUGACCCGAAUGCGCAUUGUGAUUACCAUUUUGGAAUUCAAGGGCACUCCAUCGAAAAUUGUACUGCUUUAAAACAUAAAGUCCAAGCGCUCAUUAAGGCAGGACUUUUAAAUUUUCCCAAAAAAGACAGUUCAAGUGUUGAUGGGAAUCCUUUACCUAAUCAUGGAAGACCGACAGUGAACGCCAUACAUGAAGGGAUGAUUCGAAGGGUGAAAAAAAGUAUUGAUGAGAUUCAAACGCCAAUGGAUAAAGUGUUUGAGGCAUUGUCCAAGAUAAAUGCCAUCACUCCAGAACCCAUCAACACAAAAGAAUUGGGGCAUGAUCUCGCUUAUUCUUGCAAAUUUCAUAUAGGGGCAAUUGGGCAUUCCAUUCAAAAUUGUGAUAGCUUUCGUGGUAAGUUGCAAGAAUUGAUGGAUUCAUCGGUAAUUGAGUUUUAUGAAGAAGCUGCAGAGAAUUUGGAGCCCGAUGAACGAUACAUCCCCUACUAUGAUCAGAAGUGGUAUUACCAUCGAAGUCCCCAGCCUGUUCCCUACAAGAGCGAUAAGGCUGUCCCAUGGAAUUAUGAGUGUAAUAUUUUGAGCACAACUUCAUCCGCCCCCCAAGCAUCUUUUGAAGAUCUAACUGGUGUGGGGGGUAUAACGCGAAGUGGGCGAUGUUAUUCCCUUGAGAUAGGGGAAAGAGUUGGAAAAGGGAAACCUGCACAAGGAGAGGGAGACUUGAAAAAAGCAGAUACCUUUUUCAAGGACCAAGUUGACGAAUCUGUAGUUGCUCCGAACAAUGAGGUCAAAAAUCCUGUUACCGAGAAAGAAACGGGUGAAUUUCUCAAGUUUAUCAAACACAGUGAAUAUAGUGUGGUAGAACAAUUAACCAAAAUGCUUGCUCGCAUCUCACUGUUGUCCUUGCUUUUGAAUUCGGAAGCACACAGGAACGCGCUACUUAAAGUCUUGAACCAAGCUUAUGUGUCACAAGAUAUAUCAGUGGAAAAGUUAAACCAAAUUGUGGGGAACAUUACAGUGGGGAACUUCAUUGCCUUUAAUGAUGAAGAAAUCCCAUCAGGUGGUCGGGGAAGUAACAAAGCUCUGCACAUUACCAUCAAAUGCAAGGACCAUACUGUACCUAGGGUCUUGGUCGAUAAUGUUUCAGCAUUAAAUGUCAUGCUUCGCUCUACUUUAACCAAGUUGCCAGUAGAUGUGUCUUAUAUGAGAACCAGUCGCAUGGUUGUCCAAUUUCAAGUCAUGGACAUUGCCCAGUCAUACAAUUGCUUGUUAGGGCGUCCAUGGAUUCAUAUGGCAGGAGCCAUACCAUCUUCCCUUCACCAAAAAGUCAAAUUCAUAGUUGAGGGCCAACUGAUAAGCGUAUCUGUGAAGGAAGACAUAUUGGCUAUUCAACCAUCAUCUGCUCCCUAUGUAGAGGCGAUAGAAGAAGUCCAGAAUGCUCUUUCAGAUCUUUUGAAUUUGUUAAUGCUACUUAUGUGGGGGAAAGAGAAGUGA